CAAGAACUUUAGCAACUGUCAUCUGUGUAACCUGGGUCUCCGACGCCGGCGCCGUCGUCGGUGGGAUGAGCGCUGCCGGACCAACACCACUGUCCAGAGAUUCCGGUGGCUUAGGUGGUGGCUGUUUGUGUGGUUUCUUCGGUCUUGCUUCUCGACCCUUCCUUUCCUUGCAACGUCGAGAAACUUCAGCAACAUGUCCCUUCAUCUCUGUCGUCCUUGUACUGCCGGUUACCUUCGUCAUCUUCGCCGGCGGAGUGGAGUGCGUGGCCGGAAACACACCUUGGUUCUGCUUCACUGGUAGAAUCUGGAUUUUCUUAUUCACUUCCAGAUCUGUUGCUACUGCAGCGUCUCUUCUUGAUCUAGGAAGAAAGAGGCAUUCCACCUUCUCUUCCGUUGCUGUAUCGUCGAUCUCCUUCGGAGUAACUUCACUACUUCGGUGCUCUGAAACUUCGUCUCCAUGUUGUUGUUCACCACCGAAGCAACUGGCGUUUAUCCACUCUUCACACCGAUUCCUUCUGAUUUCCAGGUUUUUGGCUUUGGCUUUUCCGACUUCAUCCCUCUGAGUCUCUUCCUCCCCUGUAUCUGGAACUGGAUCUGGCAGGAACGAAUUAGAGUCUGGUUCGAAUUUUCUCAGUAAUGCUAUCACAAAAUCCAUCCAUGUUGCCCUCUGAUUUCUUCUUUUCCAGUCGUACCACCAAAAGAGCGCAUCACGCGUCAAAGCCUUCUCAGCCUCUGAGAAUUUCUUCUCUUCGGAAACUCCCUUGGCCUCACAGUGCUGCUCCACCGUGAUGAUCCAGCCAUAGGCCCAUCUCCCGUCAAAUUCUGGAAACAUCCUCAUGAAUCAAUGGUUACCACAGCACCUAGAUCGGUGCUCUGAUACCAAUGUUAGAAACCCGGUUUUUCAGCAAGGAAAUGUAGAAACAAUGUUAGACACUAGGAAUAGAACUAGAAAAUAGAGGUGGAAUUGCAUAAUAUCACUGAACCCUCUGGUAGAAACCCAGAAGCAGUGCUGCAGAAGAUUACAGAGAAAAGGAAAAAUGAAAAGAUAGCAGAGGCAAAUUAGAGAGUGCCUCUAUUCUCUCCCAAGUCCAAGCCUAAUCCCAAUUCAAGCCUACCCCUCUCUCACACAAUACUUGCUUAUAUAAUCCCCAAUCUCUCUCUCUUUCCCACUACCUGCACAGCUCAUGCCACCUCAGCAGGUGGUUACACCUCUCAUGAGAAUUGAUUUGGUGCAUUGCACCUCUUCCUCUUACUUCCAUGGACUCUAGUAGUAUUGGGCCUAUCCCUAACAAUUGGGUUCCUAUCAGUUCACCACAUCAUUUUUUAAGCCUACUCAUUGUUGCUUUGUGAUUUUGGGUUUGCACGUGCAAUGUCCACAAAUACAGUUGUUUUGCGAUCCAUAAAAGGCACUCCAUUAUAUAUGGCCCCAGAGCUUGUACGGGAACAGCCUUACACCCACACUGUAGAUUUAUGGUCUCUUGGCGUUAUAUUGUACGAGUUAUUUGUUGGCCAACCACCAUUUUACACAAAUUCUGUAUAUGCUCUCAUCAGGCACAUUGUGAAGGAUCCGGUUAAAUAUCCAGAUAGCAUGAGCCCAAAUUUCAAGAGCUUUUUAAAGGGUUUACUUAACAAGGCACCAGAAAGUCGACUAACUUGGCCAGCUCUUCUUGAACACCCAUUUGUUAAAGAAACGUCUGAUGAUCCUGAAGCCAGGGUGUUGCAUGAGAUAACUGGUUCAGCUGGAAAUAGUGAUACAGCACAGAGGGUCGAAGGAAAAACCAUUCAAAUUGCAACAGUCAAAAACAAUCAUACAAAACGUUUGGAGGAGCAUAUUGCGUCACCACUCCACGCUGAAGCUCAGUUAAAUGGUUCUAACAUAAAGAAAACCAAUUCUUCAUUGCUUGAUGAGUCCCCAGGAUUUUCUAAUGAAAAUGCUACUGGAGAAUCAGGUUGCCAAAGAUUGGACAGACUUGAAAACAACUCUCGCACAGUCAAAGGUGCAAAAACAAUUGGUCAAGAUAAUGAAGCAUUGGGACAUAUUCUGGUACCACUGAAGAAGUGGUCAAAGGGAUCACAAAAUACUUGCAGUGAUCAAGAUAUUCCUGAUUCGAACCAGUCAUUGAGGAUUCUCUUAAACCUAGUUGCGGCUGGGGCUAUCAAUUCUAGUGGAUGUGUAGACGAACUAAUAAGUGAACUCCUCUUCUUUACUAAAUCUGUUAUAACCAUGAAAUCCGUUGAAGUUAUUGACUUGAUAACCAAGAGUUUCUCUAUCACUAAAGUUUUACUAGAUAAUGGAGGGAAUUGUACUUCAAGCUCUUAUCUAAAUCACUGGGUCGAAUUUCUUGAAAUCUAUUCUCAGGUUGUAAAUUCAACAAAUGAUGCAUCUGGAAGAGUUCUGUUUGAGUCUAGUGCUUGCAUUACAGUCAUGCUCUCUAAAGUUGCUCAGGUGCUUAGAUCUUGUCCUCAAAGUACAAGCCCAGGGACACUAAAUGAAACAGCUAACAGAAUUAUGGAGCAUGCGAAAACAUCUGGUUUAGUGGACCAUUUGUGUCUGUGUUUAGCCACUUCUGGUUCGAGUCUUAUUUCAGGUUCUUCCAAUAUGCUACGGGCUGCUUCUGAAGCAUGCAGAGCUGUCUGGUCUUUGAUUAAUGCACUGGAUAUCCUUUUUAUGAAGACAAGUGCCAUUUUGUUUCCCAUAAAUGCUUUGCGGACUCAUUCCAAUGAGCAAGAUCCCUUGUUUGGAGCAGAAUCUACAAAAAUUGUUGAUGCAAUGACAAGAGCAUUCCUGAAAUCCAAAGCUGUUCAGGUUGCUGUUUACUAUUGUUUUCACCAACGUCUUGAGUCUGCAAUGGGUUGUUGUCUUCAGCUUUUGUCAAGGUGCUGCCUCCAUAGUGGAAUUGUUCCAGCUCUUCUUUGUGGUCUGCCGAGUUCGCUUCCUGUGACUACUGUUGUUAGUGGUGGUGGUGAUGGAACUAUUGUUUCAGAGAUUUUCUCUGUUUUGUCAUUAUGCAGUUCGUCUCUUAAUAAAGAUUCACAGAGUGUAGAACCAAGUAAUGCUAAAUGCAAAUUAACAAAUCCUUCUUCUGUGGUUCGUCAUUCAUGUCUAAUUCUUGCAACAAUUGCACAAUGUUUGAAGUCAACCGGAAGAAAUUCAGCAAUUUUCAUUCUCACUACCUCUCCAAAGAAGCAGCUUGCUCGACUUUCAUUGCUUGCACAUUAUAUUUCUUCUGACGAUAAAUCGAAAGCCUGUUUCCAACCUCAAAGUGCAUCUGCCAUGUUGGCUUUGGCGUCCAUUCUAUGCCUCGAAUCUGGGGCUUUGGUUGAGUCUCCGAUAUCUGAAAUUGCUAUGCCCUUAAUUCCUCGAACUUCUACACUUAGUGACCAUGUUAAAUUUUCAUCUGGAAAUGAAAAUGAUUUGGACUCUGACAAUUUCAGUGGGAAGCUUUCAUAUUGGCAAGGGGUAAGAGAUGGCUGUGUUGGGCUUUUAGAUUCCAAACUCAAGUUGGGAGGACCAUUAGCUGUUCAGCAGUUGUGUGCAAGUGGUAUACCCCUUCUUCUUAUGGGCUUAUUAAGCAAUGACUUCUUAAAUGCUUCUGAAGGAAACGAGCACCUAAAUGAUAGAGUUGGAUUAUCUCCUAUUGGUGUUGUAUGGACAAUUUCAUCACUAUGCCAUAGUCUUUCUGGUGGUGCUGUGACUUUUCGUCAGGUUUUGAUUAGGAAUGAACAUGUUAAGCUCAUCUCCAAAUUAAUAUGUGAUGUUCAUCUAAAGUUGAUAAACUGCUGGACCGGACCUGGUGGAGGGAGGGCAGGAGUCAGAGAUCUAAUAAAUGCAGUAAUAGAUCUCUUAGCUUUUCCUUUUUUUGCUCUGCAAAAUGCACCUGGCAUUCCAUCAGCUACUGCUUCUGUCAGCAGCGGGUUUCUUCUUAAUGCUGGUUCCCCCGGUCAGAGAGUAUGCGUGGAAGACAAGGAUAUAGUUAAGGCAAUAGAAGAAGAUAUGGGCAAGUACACUAAGAUCCUUGUGGAGGUGGGUGUGCCUGGUAUUAUACUUCGAUGCCUAGAUCAUAUGGAAUUGAACGAUUUGGGAAGGCCUGUGGCCUUUCUUGCUAAAAUGGUAUUGCAUCGGCCUUUAGCAGUACAACUUGCGGAUAAAGGUCUUCUGGAUUCAAAUAGGAUGAGAAGAUUGUUUGAUCAUUCAGCCCCAAAAGAGGUCACACUAGAUGCUCUUAUGAUAAUUUCUGAUUUUGCUCGCAUGGACAAGAGAUUCUACGAGUACAUCAAAGCUGCUUCUAUUUUGGAGUUCUUAAAGGCCUUUCUUUCGCAUGAGGAUCCCAACAUACGUGCCAAAUCUUGCAGUGCUCUUGGAAACAUGUGUCGCCACAGCGCCUACUUUUAUAGUUCACUUGCAAGACAUCAAAUUGUUAGUAUCCUUAUCGAUCGGUGUUCUGAUCCGGACAAACGCACACGCAAGUUUGCUUGUUUUGCUAUUGGAAAUGCGGCCUAUCACACUGACAUGUUGUAUGAAGAGUUGAGGAGGUCGAUUCCUCAUUUAUCAAAUUUAUUGCAAAUGGCAGAGGAGGACAAGACUAAGGCAAAUGCAGCAGGUGCGCUUAGCAAUCUGGUUCGCAAUUCGGAGAAACUUUGUGAAGAUAUUGUGUCCAAAGGCGCGAUUCAGUCUCUCCUGAAGUUAAUUUCUGAUUGUGCGGUAGUAGCACUAAAUCCAAGCAGAAAUGAUUCAGCAAGUGAAUCUCCUUUAAAGAUAGCCCUCUUUUCCCUAGCAAAGAUGUGUGCACAUCCACUCUGCAGACAGUUCAUACGUUCAUCACCUUUGUCGCCUGUGAUUAGUAGGCUUCAGCAGUCUCCAGAAUCAUCUAUUGCCAAAUAUGCUUCUAUAAUCAUUGGCAAAGUUUCUUAACCUUGACAUUCAAAGUUCCACCCACUGUUUGGUUGAUUUCCCUUAAGUCAUUCUACAAUGCUUCCUAGAGCACAAGGGCAUUGUAACACUGCAAAUAAGUGAUUUUGUCAAGUCAUGCUUUGUAGUGGCCCCUAGAAAGUUAAGAACUUAGGACGUCAGAUGGAAUUUUCUAUUGUAAACUAUGUUCAUAAUAAUGCAUUGUUAUGCGUUUUUUUA
Lotus japonicus is the source of this 5128-nucleotide messenger RNA. RefSeq names its product serine/threonine-protein kinase TIO. Gene Ontology annotation, molecular function: ATP binding; protein kinase activity; protein binding. The transcript is spliced from 18 exons. The record is from RefSeq and is a predicted model, not a curated record. Bases 1370 to 4912 code for a protein of 1180 amino acids. Gene Ontology annotation, biological process: protein phosphorylation. NCBI's taxonomy places the organism in Eukaryota, Viridiplantae, Streptophyta, Magnoliopsida, Fabales, Fabaceae. Gene Ontology annotation, cellular component: cytoplasm.